AUGGGCUCGUGCGCAGCUGGGGCAUGCGUCUCCCCCCUAGACGCAAUAACAACCCACAGGCACCUUCACACCCGCGCGCACACCGCGGAAGCCCUCGCUACAGUCACAGCGUUUCAUGACGCAGCAAUGGGUGGUAAUAAUCAACAGGCAAACCAGAGCUCACUCGUAACCGAUAUUUGCGAUUCUGGAUCACUCGAUACAGGCGUGCUUUCAGCGCAGGACGCAAGCGCGUGGGGCUCUGCAUCAUGGCUCCAGCCAGCAGGGACAGCGGUAGCAGCAGCAGCCUUCUACGGGCUUGGCGAUCAUUCUCGCAGCUUCGCCGGCGCUGCGUCCGCGUCGAUGGCCCAAGCGCGAGUCUCUCCGUCGGGAGCGCACUUGUCGUAUUCCACGCCGCCCAGCCCACUCUCUCUGGACGCGACGGAGCUGACGGCGGACCUGGGCGCGAUGGGCGGAGACGAGGAGAUGGCGGAAGAGGGGAGCUAUGAGGGCGGAGGUGGGCUAGAAUGGCGGCGAGUGGUGGCGAUGCUGAUGUCGGACACGAAGCACGCGAUGAACACUGUGGAUAGCGUCAUGGGCGGGCAGGACGAGCAGCAGCAGCAGCAGCAGCAACAGCAGCAACAACAACAUCACGACGAGAUGCGAAACCAGCAGCUGUCGUACCAGCAUGUUGGUACGCAUCAAGAACAGACACAUUAUUAUCAGCCUGAUCACACUUUACACGACGAUCACGAGAAGCAGCAUCCAGGGCAGCGGCUCGGGAAUGACACGGCGCAGUGUCACCAUCGCAACUGGCAGGCGACCCCAUCCGCGUCAUCGCCGCUCAAACUCGUUAUACCCAUCCCGUGGCACCACGGGGAGACCCGCUCAGCAGCGAAUACCACAGCAGCUCACGUCGGCGAUGCCAUCGCUGGACCAGCCUCCAGCGAUGGGCUCACGGUCCACCAAUUUCAAAGCCCGUCUCGACAAUUUCAAGUUUCUCCAGCGGCAACUCCCGUAUUCUCGACUCCUGUCCGCGACGCACCACUGCCUUACGAUCCAGUCGAAACUACCAGCGACGGUAAGCCACGCCGAGUCCCGCUUCGACACUGCGAACGGAGCCUCCAGCCGCUCAAGCUGUCGCUGACGGAAGCUCGUCCGCACGAUCUGCUUGGCUCAGAGCAGCAUGCGCCGGAGGGAUGGCGAAGCAAGUCGAGACGGCGCGAGGAACUAACAGUGGGGUCACCUCGUAUUCAAAUACCGUCGCGUGGCGUGCAGAUGGUGUCGCCUGGCGACGGGAUCGCAUCGCCUUCCGGCCUGACGUCCUCGCCUGGCGUUCGGAUGGCGACGUCCCCUGGCCUACAGUCGCCGCCAACAAUUCUGCUCGACGACAUGAGCGCACGGAUUGGGCGAAGCGCAUCGAAGCGAAGGCGCGGACAUUCUGGUUCUUGGGAGGCUCGCGGAAGCAGCGCUUCCCCAGGUGGCAAUAGAGCGGUAGUUGCGGAGGAGGAGCGUCCCGCAGUCACUGCGUCGCCCGCCGCUACCGCCACCCCAUUCGAGGGGCCUGAUUGGCUGCACCACCUGCACUCCGGCAAGCUGCAAACGCUCCCCAUCAUGCAGCUACGGAUGGAGACGACCAAGGAUCGCAUUUCGCUGCUACGACAACUCGUAGCACCCGCACUAACGAAGGGAGACACGGCGACGGUGCUUGGCGAAGUCGAACAGUUUGUGAGGGCCGUCUACGAGAAGCUGAAAGAGAUGAGCAACGGUCACGAGCAGCACGCCGCGUUUCCCACCAUAGGAAAUGCCAAGGUGUGCCCAGCCGACGUGCUCACCGCGGGAUUGAAGGUCGGACCCGUCAAGCAAGUCGAAUCCGCGGGGAUCGAUCUCAGCAGGGUGGUGCGACUAUCCGAUAAGGAGCCGCGCGCGUUUCUGUAUAAGGGCUUCCUGUCGGACGACGAGUGCGACCACAUCGUCAACAUCGCCACCGCUCGACUCGCCCGGUCAGCAGUGGCGGACAGCAGCAGUGGGCAGAGUGUGGUGAGCGAGGUGCGCACAUCAACGGGCAUGUUCCUCACCAAGGGCGAGGAUGACGUCAUCCGAGCCAUAGAGCAGCGCGUCAGCGAGUGGACGUUCCUCCCCGUGGCCAAUCAGGAGGCUCUGCAGGUCCUGCGGUAUGCCAUAGGGCAGAAGUACGACGCCCAUCUGGACUAUUUCUCGGACCCCGUCAACACGCAGCUGGGCGGCCAUCGCUACGCCACGCUGCUCAUGUACCUCAGCAACGUCACCAAGGGCGGGGAGACCGUGUUCCCGACAGUCAAGGACGACACGCCCAAGGAUGACUCGUGGUCUGACUGCGCUAAGGGCGCCUUAGCUGUGAAGCCCAUCAAGGGCGACGCGCUGCUCUUCUUCAACAUGCAUCCAGACGGCUCGCCUGACCCCUCCUCGCUGCACCACGCGUGCCCCGUGGUGGACGGAAUCAAGUGGUCGGCACCCAAGUGGAUCCGCAUGGGGGAUGUUACCGUGCUGCUGGGUGAUGCUGUUACUGCCGCCUGCCAGGACAGCAAUGCAUACUGUGAGGCGUGGGCCAGGGAGGGCCACUGCACAUCGGAGCAGUACAAGGGGUAUAUGGUGGGAACCCCGGGGUCACCCGGGGCUUGCCGCAAGGCCUGCAAUGCCUGUCACUUGUAG
Messenger RNA from Closterium sp. Yama58-4, 2667 nucleotides. Lineage: Eukaryota; Viridiplantae; Streptophyta; Zygnematophyceae; Desmidiales; Closteriaceae. The record is from the annotation of a GenBank genome assembly.